AUGAUUAAAGGAUCAUUAUGGCUAGCAGCCUCCCUUCCCAUGCUUGCAGCUGCCCGCAAUUGCACUGUACGUCCAAUUUCGGAUAAUGAGACCGUUGGCUGGCAGCCUGGCGGUUGCUACCGAGGCACUUGGAAUAUCAUCAGCACCUGCUUGUCUACUAUAAUCGCCUGCACAUGGAGCAUCCAACAUCUUAAUAUCCCGGCUACGGACGAUACCCAGUUUCAGAAAAACAAGAGGAAAAUGAAGUGGAUGAUAAUAACUGUGCUCUUCCCUGAGUUGGUCUUGAUUCACGCUAUAUUCGAAUUUCACAUGGCAUGGAAAGCCCUCCGAUUAAUGAGUGAUAAAGAAAAACCUGUUAAGUGGCCUUGGUGGUUUCGAAAUCCACCAUUAUCAUGGCUACCAUAUUGUCGCCGGUACUUGAAAGACAAAAACUUAGAUGACCAAGAAGCCAAAAACCUGGAGAGCCAAGAUGCCAAAGAUCAACCAAAAAAAGAAAAAUGGACUCUGGCUCACUGCUACUUUGCCAAUAUGGGCGGUUUUAUGUAUAUCAAAGGAAAGGAACGGCUUCCAGUUACCGCUCAACAGCUGGCAGAGGACGAUUCAUACCUAUGCCUAGAGAUCACAGAGGAAGAUAUCAAAGAUAAAAGCAAACAGGAUUGGCUAGCCAAGCUCUUUGCUGCUCUUCAAAUCUUGCAACUCAUCCUUUCCAUCAUUACGCGGCAUAUUCAAGGUGUGCAUUUUUCGCAGCUUGAAACAGUCACGCUAUCCUUUGCCAUUUGCGGCGUGCUGAUAUACUGCACUUACUUUUACAAACCCCAAAAUAUUGAGCGGGCUAUUGAGCUUAAAAACGAUAUGCGAGAUUCUAACGUUGUAUCACAAUACACAGCCGACGAUGCUCAAGAACCUGCAGUGCGAGAUUCUGACGACGUACCACAAAACAGGGCCGAUGAUACUCAAAAAGCUGCAGCUCGGUUCUUCUCGUUACAGUCUGAAAAGCCUUAUGAUAGUUUUUGGGCAAUCAUGCUGAAUAAACAAACUUCCCUCAAGAAACCUGACUCAAAGGGCCAGAAGACACUCAGAAUCCCGAAUGAUAAUAUACCAAUUUACAAGGGCAGCAAUGAAGUUCAUCCAGCAGUGUAUUUACUGGCACUGGCUUCUGGACUUUUUGGUGCUAUACAUGCCAUUGCGUGGCAGUUUGAGUUUCCCACUGAGGAGGAGAAGUUGCUCUGGCAAAUAUGUACUUGCAUUUCUGCAGCGAGCCCUGUCGUUGGCCUACUUGUGAUACCCUUCGCGCAGUUUACGAAGGCUUCAGGGGAUCCUGAGCUAUUCGCGGGAAAUUGCUUAAGACUGAUGCAGGAGUACUCUUGGCACACUUCCAAUAUGUCCCAUGCCAGCAAUUCAAUCAAUGAAUUAGAGGCUGCUCUUGCUAAUGGCAAAUCAAAAAAAUAUUCGGAAAUCUUCCCGUUAGAUGAGACAGGAGAAAGUCCAUUUGAGCUGCACGACGACAAACCUUUUGUUGAAAACUUCCACCGUCUUGUCAGUGCUGUAAAUGGUAGACAGACGAAGAAAAUCGACGAAGCAGCUCGGACUGACGCGUGGCCCAUAAAGCCGCUGCUUCCCCGUGGAGUUAAUCAGGGCGUUCUUAUUCGGAAGAUGCCUGGAUCUGUUUAUAUCGCGACAAAUUGGACAGAGUAUCUGCCGGCGUUUGGUGCAAUGGCCGCUCGUUCACGGAGAACCAUUGCCAUUGAACAGAAGUUAUUUCACCAUAUGGAAUCCAACCUGCUGCAAUUCUAA
Trichoderma virens Gv29-8 is the source of this 1794-nucleotide messenger RNA. RefSeq lists its product as uncharacterized. The coding region runs from base 1 to 1794 and encodes 597 amino acids. The record is from RefSeq and is a predicted model, not a curated record. NCBI's taxonomy places the organism in Eukaryota, Fungi, Ascomycota, Sordariomycetes, Hypocreales, Hypocreaceae. The transcript has 4 exons.